GUGGGUGUGAUCGGCCAGCGCGGCCAUAUUUGUUUUUGAAACCGCUGCAGUCAGAACCGAGAUCGCGUUGCUGGCCAAGAGGAGCCAUGUCAUCCCCAGAAAUUGCAUCCUUGUCCUGGGGCCAUAUGAAGGUAAAGGGUUGUUCCUCUUCUUAUAAAGACUGCAAAGUAUGGCCAGGUGGCAGUCGGGAAUGGAACUGGAGAGAGACUGGUACAGAUCAUUAUCCAGGUGUCCAGCCAGCAGAUCUGGAGGAAAUCCUAAAGAAAGGUGUUGAGACAUUGGUCAUAGGCAGAGGAAUGAGUGAAGCAUUGCAGGUGCCUUCCUCCACCGUAGACUAUGUGAAGAAGCAGGGUGUGGACGUGAAGGUGCUGCAAACGGAGAAGGCUGUGAAAGAGUACAACAACCUGGCCGGACAGGGGGCUAAAGUGGGAGGGGUCUUUCACUCCACCUGCUGAAGAUGUUCCAGCCACACAUACAAGUGCCUUAAAUUUCAGUGGGAUGUUUUUGGGUGCAAGAAUAUCAAAAAAGGAAAACAAACAAACAAAAACUCUGCCAAAGGGAAGUUUUUUUUUUUUUGAUUUUCAUUGUUAUGGAAGAAAAAGGAUGUUAAACUUCCUAAAAAUGACCAUUUACUUAAAAUACAAAAAAAGGUGUUUAUUUGGAUGGAAGACUACACAUGAGAGAAAAUCAUUACUUUUGCUUUUUUUUUUUUAAAUAAUAAAAGCACUGCUAAUGCAGAAAAUAUA
Molecule: messenger RNA, 746 nt
Organism: Electrophorus electricus (electric eel)
Lineage: Eukaryota; Metazoa; Chordata; Actinopteri; Gymnotiformes; Gymnotidae
Gene: aamdc
Product: adipogenesis associated, Mth938 domain containing
Biological process (GO): positive regulation of fat cell differentiation
Cellular component (GO): cytoplasm
Source: RefSeq, a predicted model, not a curated record